This is a messenger RNA of Macroventuria anomochaeta, 1084 nucleotides long. RefSeq lists its product as uncharacterized. The record is from RefSeq and is a predicted model, not a curated record. The transcript has 3 exons. Gene Ontology annotation, molecular function: zinc ion binding. Lineage: Eukaryota; Fungi; Ascomycota; Dothideomycetes; Pleosporales; Didymellaceae. The coding region runs from base 97 to 972 and encodes 291 amino acids.
UUGCGUUAGCAGAUGUCACCCCCGCGUUUACCUGGUUGAUCUUACCUGCAACAUCAUCUUUGCACAGAGCCUUAUUACUUCACCAUCAUUCGAGACAUGCCUUCUUCAUCCGGCUUCCAAGCUAUGCCGGGCUGGUACUGGCCGGACGAUGUACCAAAGGACGAGCCGUCACGUGGUGCAACCUCAUCGUCAACACCGCAACCUCAGGCCACAGGUACCUCAGCUCCAGAUGGAUCAUCCCAGAAAGAACAAGCCACUCGGCCCAGACGCACCCACUGGCCACCUCGACAGUGCAGGAUUUGCCUCGAGGUUGUUCAACCUACCGUCAACGCACCCUCUGAGAACCUCCCAGGCUUUCUGCAGUCGUCUCAUCCCAAUGUGUUGUACGAAGAUGAAGGCGGUCGUUUGAUCAGACCCUGCUUAUGCAAAGGCUCUUCAAAGUAUGUCCAUGACGGGUGUCUGCAAGCUUGGCGCCACGCCGAUCCCAGCUACGGACGCAGGAACUACUGGCAAUGCCCAACUUGCGGUUUCAAGUAUCGACUUGCGCGACUUGGAGCAGGUCGGUUUGUUGGUAGUAUCACUGCGCAACUUACAUUGACGGUUCUGAUUAUGAUAUCGAUGGUGUUCAUCCUUGGGUUCUUUGCCGAUCCUAUUCUCAAUUUGUACUUUAAUCCAUGGAGCACUCUCAUGCCCUGGGCAAGUUCCAGUCGAGAUUAUUACUAUGAACCGGAAGAUGAGCCGGAUUCCUGGGCCGAGCACUUCGCCAAAGGUUUCGCUGGCAUGGGCGUGCUUGGCUUUCUCAAGGUCAUUGUCACCAGCCCGCUCUCUUACUUCAGGAUUGGAGGUGGCGGUCGAGGGCGAGCCACUGGCCGAGAUCGAUACGAGCAGGUCAGCUGGAUCAUUAUCUUGAUCGGUGUAGGAACGUUCCUAGCAGUAUGUACAUUCUCAGAUCAUUCAUGGGUCCCCUGCUAACACAAGAGAGGCCAUCUACAAAGGCGUUCGCGUUUGGAGCCGUCGCACUCUGGAGAGAGCUGGCGAGCGAGUCAUGGAUGUUCAGGGCGACGAUGAUGGCGACGAUGAGUAG